Messenger RNA from Lutra lutra (Eurasian river otter), 2406 nucleotides. It is a transcript of the gene ELAVL1, whose product is annotated as ELAV like RNA binding protein 1. The transcript has 6 exons. Gene Ontology annotation, molecular function: RNA binding. The record is from RefSeq and is a predicted model, not a curated record. Gene Ontology annotation, cellular component: ribonucleoprotein complex. The coding region runs from base 164 to 1144 and encodes 326 amino acids. NCBI's taxonomy places the organism in Eukaryota, Metazoa, Chordata, Mammalia, Carnivora, Mustelidae.
GUCGUGCGCGCUGAGGAGGAGCCGCCGCCGCCGUCGCCGUCGCCGCUGCCGCCGCCGCCGCUACCGAGGCCGAGCGGAGCCGUUAGCGCCGCGCCGCCGCCGCCCGCCCGCCCCGGAGCAGCCCCGGGCCCGCCCGCCCGCGUCCAGAUUUUUAAAAAAUACAAUGUCUAAUGGUUAUGAAGACCACAUGGCCGAAGACUGCAGGGAUGAUAUCGGGAGAACGAAUUUAAUUGUCAACUACCUGCCUCAGAACAUGACCCAGGAUGAGCUGCGGAGUCUGUUCAGCAGUAUCGGGGAAGUCGAGUCUGCAAAACUCAUUCGGGAUAAAGUAGCAGGGCACAGCCUCGGCUACGGCUUUGUGAACUACGUGACCGCCAAGGACGCGGAGAGAGCGAUCAACACGCUGAAUGGCCUGCGGCUCCAGUCAAAGACCAUUAAGGUGUCGUACGCUCGCCCGAGCUCAGAGGUCAUCAAAGACGCCAACCUGUACAUCAGUGGGCUCCCGCGGACCAUGACCCAGAAGGACGUGGAGGACAUGUUCUCUCGGUUCGGGCGAAUCAUCAACUCCCGAGUCCUUGUGGAUCAGACCACAGGUUUGUCCAGAGGGGUUGCGUUUAUCCGGUUUGACAAACGGUCGGAGGCAGAAGAGGCAAUUACCAGUUUCAAUGGUCAUAAACCCCCAGGUUCCUCCGAGCCCAUUACAGUGAAGUUUGCAGCCAACCCCAACCAGAACAAAAACGUGGCGCUGCUCUCCCAGCUGUACCACUCGCCCGCCAGACGGUUCGGAGGCCCCGUUCACCACCAGGCGCAGAGAUUCAGGUUCUCCCCUAUGGGUGUAGAUCACAUGAGUGGGCUUUCUGGUGUCAAUGUCCCGGGCAACGCGUCUUCGGGCUGGUGCAUCUUCAUCUACAACCUCGGGCAGGACGCCGAUGAGGGGAUCCUCUGGCAGAUGUUUGGCCCCUUUGGGGCCGUCACCAAUGUGAAAGUGAUCCGCGACUUCAACACCAACAAGUGCAAAGGCUUUGGCUUUGUGACCAUGACAAACUAUGAAGAAGCCGCCAUGGCCAUAGCAAGUCUGAACGGCUACCGCCUGGGGGACAAAAUCUUACAGGUUUCCUUCAAAACCAACAAGUCCCACAAAUAACUCGCUCAUGCUUUUUUUUUUUUGUACGGAAUAGAUAAUUAAGAGUGAAGAAGUUGAAACUUUUUUGUUAGUGUACAACUCAUUUUGCGCCAAUUUUCACAAGUGUUUGUCUUAGUCUAAAUGAGAAGUGAAAAAAGGUUUUUAUACUCUGGGAUGCAACCGACAUGUUCAAAUGUUUGAAAUCCCACAAUGUUAGACCAAUUUAAGUUUCUUAAGUUAUUUCCUUUAAAAUAUAUAUUAAACAGAAAUCUAAGUAGACUGCAUUGACUAACCAGUCCCUCGGGACGGUGGUGACCUGAAGCAUGCUUUAACUUCUGAGACUGUCUAACACUCGUUUCAUUCGGUGUCUCCACAAACUGGAUAUAAAAAAAAAAAAAAAAAGAAAAAGAAAAAAAAAAAGACAUGACCUUUUAGUUUUAGUUUUCCAACUAAAGACGUUAGACAGAUGCUGAGUGUGCGUUUUCUCAACCGCUUCAACAUUUUAAGCGAUUUCUGCUUUGGUUGACAGGAAAUUGCUUUCCCCAGCAGGUGCCAUUGCCACCUCCUGCUCACUCAGCCCCGGGGCUCUGCAGCGGGCCAUCCGCCGGGGGCUGCCACCGGGGAGGGGGGGCCACACGCCGGGCCGCGCCGGGCCCUCCAGAGAAGGACACGCACGGGUUUCGUGAGCCCAGGCGCCAGUGGGAACGGACCAAAGAGUUUCAGGGAAACUCCAAUAUAUUCCAGAGUCAGACCUAACUCCAGGCGUGCCUGAAGACGGGCUGCUCCUCUGACAUCCCGAAUUUCUGUGCACACAUUGCAUGCGCGGUGCCCCGCACACCGGGCACUGGUGUCCCCAGUCAUUUCUCCACUUUCCAAGAGCAGUUCACACAGCUCGAAUGCCUACGAUCGCUCUAUACUUUAAGAACACAGAAACAUUUGAGCACUGUACUUCUCGCAUCCCUUCUCGUGAGCGCUAGACUUGUUUCUAUUUUAGUCGGAUUUUGUUUUGAAACUUUGCUUUCGUAUGAACACUCAGCAGAAAAGUACUUCUUGCCAGUUAUCUAUUAACAAAAAAAAAACAAAAAAAAAACAAAAACAAAAAACAAAAAAAAAAACAACCUUUGAUUUGUAGUUUUAAAGAUUAACCCUCCCAAGUUCUCUUCAUAACUGCCUUGACAUUUUGGGUUGUUCUGUUCUGUUAAUUUUCUUUUGCUUUUUUGUGUUUUUUGUUUGUUUUUACUUUUGCAUUUAAGACCAUUAAAUUUGAUUUUGUUUUGCUCGAA